UUGGCUUAGGCCUGUAGCCUACACAUUUUAGAGCAGAUUACCUGUGUUUAAAAAAAAAAUACAAUGCUAAAGUAAUCUGCCUCAUCAGUGAUUGUAAUCAUGAUCGCUACCUCUGCCAUAAUUAUUGUAUUUAUGGUUUGGGCCUCAUUUCCAACAUCAGGUUCUUCAAGUCCUCUUCGCACACCGCUUGGUAGAAAAUUGUUGAUACCCUGCAUAAGUAAUGAAAGUCAUCCAGAAUCUUUUAGCUGGUUUUACAGUACAAACAAUGCUGGUCAGCGCCGCACCUAGCUUUUUCAUGAGGAUAAAAGUGGCCGACAUCGCCUUUCCAAAGAUUUAUGGCAUAGAAAGAGUGUUUCAAGGAAUCGUUCACUGGUAAUCAGCCCUUUUACAGAGAAGGAUCAAGGAAUAUACUCAUGUGAAUUGUAUAAAAAUGACAAGAUGACAUAUGGAUUGUCCACUUCAGUUGUUCUUGAAAAAGAAUCUCACAUGCCAGUAAUAACCGCUGUGCCAGGCAGUGGCUUUAUGCAUGAAGUAACAAAGAAUGUGAUUACCAGCACGUAUUACUCACUUGACUCCGCUCUGAACAACACCACCAACAAAAGAAUAGACAAUGGGCCUACUCCUUCAGGUAACCGAGAAACUCAGUGGCUGGCAUCAACAGUCGCUGGAAUCUCUGCAGCUGUGUGCCUUUUCUUUGUUGUACUGGCACUGUUUAUAUGAUGCCAUUUCAAAUGGAGAAUAAUUACAGGCAGGAUAAAUAUUCCAUAUUGUUAUCUUUGAAGAUUAAUAACAUUUUUUGGAGAUGUGUGCAGUUUGAGGCCCUAUCUGUUUUAAUGGGAUUACUUAAAAUAAAAAUAAAUGUGUGUCUGUUUGUUCAAAUGUUUAAGCUUCUGCCAAUCAGCUUCUCUUUGGUGGCCAGUGGACCAACUUUUGAUAAGUUAUCUUAUCUAGCCGACAUUACUAUUAUUAUUCUUGUUAAAACGAUGAUGAUGAUAAUUAGUUGCACAGCAGUAUGGUAUUAUGCGCAUUCAUCUAUGCAUCUCCUUUCAACAGGAGAAAGAACCUACACUUGUUUAUUCAUCCUUGGUUAUCAGGAGACUCCAACCGAGAGAUGACAUCAUAAAUGACAAUGAGUGUGUGCACAGUCAUAUCAGGGUCUAGGAACUAAGAAUGAUACUACUUUGAUGAGAGGAGUAAUAAAUAGCCUAAAUCAAGUUUUUUUUCCAUUGUGCUCAGGCACACAACAUUCCAAAAAGGCCUACUAUUGUUAUUGGGAAUUAUUUGCAGGCUUUUGAAUGGUUGGUUUUAUAUAAUCACAUUAUUGCAUGACCUUUUGUUUGUACUUCAAAUGUGUAUUGCACUGUGUCAAGCACUUCUGUACUUUUAACCUUUAAACCACUGUAAAAAGAAAAAAAGAAAACGAAGAAAGUCUGCUCUAUAUCUCAAAAAGCAUAAAGCCUGUGUAUUUAGAUAUCUAUACAAGUCAUUUGUGACAUAAUUUUAAACAAGUUGCUGAAAUGUGACAUUUUGAACUCAUCAUCGAGCCACUGAGUUGCUUUCAGAACACUCUACAACAUUGCCGUUCUUGAAUGCUCCAUGCUCCAACCCGCUGCGAAAUGCGCGGAUCUGGGUGACGAGCUAGAUAAUAACUAGCUAUUCCUCUAUCACACGGGCUCAAUCAACUCUGUUCUGUCACUGCUGAUAGUGGCAUAUGUGUAGCGGUUGCUUUUGAACGUUUGUUUGGAGUUUCCUAGCUAGCUAGUUUCAAUUUAACCUUAUUUAGCUAUGAGCUAACGUUAGCUAGGUUGCAAGUUAGCUUGAGUUGGUGCAGUGCAGUUUGGGAAGGAAGAAGCAGAUACGCGACAGUUUAAGGACAAAUAUAUAAGGCAAGUUUAGUGCAUUUAGCGUUAUUUCGCAGUAACUAUCUUAUCGUUAACGUUACCUGUCUGACACUGACGUGUGAUGGAGGCCCCACCAGUCUCAGUGCUGCCCAUCACGGGUGGCACAAUCAACAUGAUGGAGUACCUGCUGCAAGGCAGUGUCUUGGACCAGGCCCUCGAAAGCCUAUUGCACCGCCUCCGGGGCCUUUGUGACAACAUGGAACCUGAGACAUUCGCCGACCAUGAGCUGGUCUACCUCCUGAAGGGCCAGCAGGGCAACCCAUUCCUGCUACGUGCCCGCCGCUCCCUCUCCCACCCAACAGUUCCCUGGCACCUGCGCUACCUGGGCCAGCCGGAGGUGGGUGACAAGUCCCGCCACGCGCUGGUUCGCAACUGUGUGGAUGUGGCCACCUCGCACAGCCUGCCCGACUUCCUCAACGAAAUGGGCUUCCGCAUGGACCACGAGUUCGUAGCCAAGGGCCACAUUUUCCGUAGAGGCGUGCUCAAAGUGGUGGUGAGUAAACUGUCACGCAUCCUGGUCCCUGGGAAUACAGAGAACACUGAGCCGCUGUCACUCUCCUACCUGGUGGAGCUCAGUGUGUUGGCUCCCGCGGGCCAGGAUACCAUGUCGGAGGACAUGCGCAGCUUCGCUGAGCAGCUCAAGCCCCUAGUUCACCUGGAGAAGAUUGACCCCAAGAGACACAUGUAAGAAGGGGUGUGUUAAGAUUUUAUAAGUGGCUAUUGGCAGUCAUGGACAAAGUGGAGUUUUUAUUAAAAUGUAUUUUUUGGGACUUAAUUUUGUAUGAUUCCUAUAAGAAAGUGCUUUCCCACAGUCCUUUGUCUCUGUGAAGGAACUCUAUAUCUCACCAUCUGCCAUUAGGAUGUUAGUAGUGUUUGAAAAGGACUUCACAAGAGGAUUGACACAGCCAACAUGGACGAUGUGACAAAUGAGGCUUUGAAUGAGUCAAUAAAUAACAAUAUCUAUUUAGUGCUGAACAUUGGUUUUGUGUGAUGCUGAUAGUGCUUUGUUCUGUGUUGGGUAUGUUUCCAGAAAUGCACAGCUAUAGUGUUUAUUAAACAUGAUUUUUCUCAA
Oncorhynchus keta (chum salmon) is the source of this 2973-nucleotide messenger RNA. Its product is annotated as mediator of RNA polymerase II transcription subunit 18-like. Gene Ontology annotation, biological process: regulation of transcription by RNA polymerase II; termination of RNA polymerase II transcription. The transcript has 6 exons. NCBI's taxonomy places the organism in Eukaryota, Metazoa, Chordata, Actinopteri, Salmoniformes, Salmonidae. The record is from RefSeq and is a predicted model, not a curated record. Gene Ontology annotation, molecular function: transcription coregulator activity. Gene Ontology annotation, cellular component: core mediator complex; mediator complex. The coding region runs from base 1963 to 2589 and encodes 208 amino acids.